AUGGCGAAUGCACAAACACUAAGGGAAUUAGCUGCUCUUGAUUUAAAUCAGCAACCUUUAUGCAUUACUUUCGCAAGUUUGAAUGAUAACACUCCAUUUGGAUUAAAAUCUGGUCUGAUUGAUCUCUUGCCAUCUUUUCAUGGUUUGCCAGGUGAGGAACCUUACAAACACUUGCAAGAGUUUGAUGUUGUGUGCAAUAGUAUGAAACCCUCGAAAAUCACAGAAGAACAGAUAAAAAUGAGGGCAUUCCCAUUCUCUUUGAAGUAUCACCUAUCACCAGGUAGCAUCACCACGUGGGACCAGUUGAAGAAAAAGUUUUUAGACAAAGACAAGAGUAUAAUUGCUGCUGCGAGUGGAGAGGCACUAGUGAACAAGACCCCUCGAGCAGCGUGGGAGCUAAAUGAAGGAAUGGUGGAGAAUUUGCAGCAACUUGGUACGAGGGAAGAUGUCCUGAUACACAAGGUGAAUGAGGUUGAGACAUUCUCUAUCCAACAGCAGCUGACUGAGUUGACUUCUUUUGUUAGGCAAAUGGCUGUAGAAAAUGCAUCUCAGGCUAAGGUGUGCGGGAUUUGUACUGAUAUGGAUCAUUUUACGGAGAUGUGCCCAAUGAUUCAAGAGAAAAGUGCAGAGCAAGUAAACAUGGCUGGUCACGCGCCCGCGUCAAGAAAGGCUUAUGACUCGUACUCGAAUACAUAUAACCCGGGUUGGAGAGACCAUCCCAACCUCAGUUAUGGGGGGAACAGGUAG
Coffea eugenioides is the source of this 747-nucleotide messenger RNA. RefSeq lists its product as uncharacterized. Lineage: Eukaryota; Viridiplantae; Streptophyta; Magnoliopsida; Gentianales; Rubiaceae. The record is from RefSeq and is a predicted model, not a curated record. The coding region runs from base 1 to 747 and encodes 248 amino acids. The transcript has 2 exons.